AUGCACUGUGGUCCAUGCACUGUGUGCGAGUGGAAUCCCGAAUGGGACAGCCUUUUGCCCGAUGAGCAGGCCAGGCUCAAGGCUCGGCAGGGCGUGAAAUACGUUUGCCUCGAUGGCUUACAGGGAUACUUGAACAAUCCAGACUCUGGGGACUUGGCAGUUUGGCAUCCCAAUGGAUACAUCAAGAUCAAGGAUCGAGCCAAGGAUAUUAUCAUUUCUGGAGGGGAGAACAUUAGCAGCCUGGAAGUGGAGAGCAUCUUGUACAGGCAUCCAGCAGUGUUGGAAGCUGCUGUGGUGGCGCAGCCAGAUGAGCAGUGGUCCAUGUGCGUUUGUGUCCCUCAAGCACAGCGUGAGUCUCCAUGUGCGUUUGUGUCCCUCAAGCACGGCGUGAGAAGCAACAAGGAGGAGAUACUCUUGUUGUAUCGACAGCAUUUACCGAAGUUCAUGGUGCCAAAGAGCAUCGUCAUUCUCACAGCCUUGGACAAAACUGCGACUGGCAAGAUCCAAAAACAGGUGCUGUGCAGCAAAGCAAGAGCUCUUGGCAGUGUCAAGUAAAUCAGCAAGCUCUACAAGCCAACUAUUGAACUUGUAAAGCUUGAAAUCGUUCAUGGCCUGGAAAAUCCCCAAUCUAGCCUGGCAAUUUUAAAUCGGUCAGCUACUGUCCGUCCGUUGUAA
Selaginella moellendorffii is the source of this 675-nucleotide messenger RNA. RefSeq names its product acetate/butyrate--CoA ligase AAE7, peroxisomal. The transcript has 3 exons. Bases 1 to 555 code for a protein of 184 amino acids. The record is from RefSeq and is a predicted model, not a curated record. Lineage: Eukaryota; Viridiplantae; Streptophyta; Lycopodiopsida; Selaginellales; Selaginellaceae.